This is a messenger RNA of Daphnia carinata, 4012 nucleotides long. Its product is annotated as ubiquitin carboxyl-terminal hydrolase 48-like. The record is from RefSeq and is a predicted model, not a curated record. Gene Ontology annotation, cellular component: nucleus; cytosol. Gene Ontology annotation, molecular function: protein binding; cysteine-type endopeptidase activity; cysteine-type deubiquitinase activity. Gene Ontology annotation, biological process: protein deubiquitination. Lineage: Eukaryota; Metazoa; Arthropoda; Branchiopoda; Diplostraca; Daphniidae.
GUACUCGAACCCGGUGUUUUGGGUUGAGUGUCGAACAAAUUUACGUUGUUUGUAUGCUAAUUAUUAAAGUCGAUUUGUAGCAUUUCGUCAGGCAAUACUACUUCAUUUCAUGCCUAGGUCAUGUAUAAGAUGGAUCAGGCUUCCAAAGAAGCAUGGCAGUGGGUUGAGAGCACAGAAGCUAGUGCCAUAACAAUUGACAACAUUCAGACUUCUUACCGACUCAAAGUCCCUAAAUGCAAACCUGGAAAAUGCAAGAAAAAUUGCAGAAUCAACCCCCGAUGCCUUGUUGGGUUAGGAGAGAAGGCAUGGUUAGAAGACUUAAAAGUAACUAAUGAAGAACCAGAGGAUCCAUGUGAUGUUGUGCGAACAGAAGGAAAUUUUGUUGGGCUAACCAACCUUGGGGCUACAUGCUAUAUCAAUAGCCUGCUACAGCUUUGGUUCCACAAUCCUAUUUUUCGCAAAGCCAUCUACUCCUGGGUUCCCUUCUUUGAUCCUUCGGAAAAAGGCAACAGAACUCUCGAUUUACUAGAAAAGGGUGGUUUUAUUCCAAGUUCUCCUGUUGGUAAAUUACAACUACUCUUUGCCCUUAUGCAGUUUUCUAAACGAAGCUGUGUUAAUCCAACCUUGUUGAUUGCAUCACUUGGAAUAGAUACCACCACCCAGCAAGAUGCACAAGAAUUUUCUAAAUUAUUUCUUAACUUGUUGGAGGAAAAACUCUCGCUCCAGACAGAUCCAGAAGUUUCGACGAUGGUUCCUAAUCAAUUCAGAGGGGAAUAUGAAUACGUAACAAGGUGCUCCAAAUGCCAGAAAGAGUCAUCAAGUCCCUCGGCUUUCUACGAGUUGGACCUGAGCCUUGGUAGUAAAAGCGACGUAACAUUAGAUGAAUGUCUGGCCGAGUUUCUGCAUGAAGAGAAACUGGAAGGCACAGAUCAGUACUUUUGUGAAAAUUGCAGUAGCAAACAGAAUGCGACGCGGAGCAUCCGCCUCCGCCAUUUGCCCGCGAUGCUUAACAUUCAACUGCUUCGAUUCGUCUUUGAUCGGAAAACUGGAUUGAAGAAAAAGGUCAGUUCGACAGUGCAUUUUCCGUUUUCUAUAGACAUGUCGAACUAUGUCAAAACGCAGGGUAUGGCGCAAAGCAACCAGAAUUAUGACCUUUCGGCUGUCUUAAUUCACAGAGGACCCAGUGCCUACAGCGGGCAUUAUAUUGCACAUAUUAAGGAUCCCCUUUCAGGAACUUGGUACAAAUUUAAUGACGAAGUUGUACAAAAAAUAGAGGGUACCAAUUUCAAAUUGGGCAUCGAAGAAGACUUGGAAGAUUCAAAAAAGAGUCGAGCUGGUUCCAAAGCUGGAAAAGGCAGUCAUGGUUCGAGCAACGCUUACAUGCUUGUUUAUAGCCGACGUGACGCUGCGAAACCAGAAAGCAACGUUGCUAGCUCAAACGCAUUAGCUGAUCCUUCGGUCGUUCUACCCUGGGUUCAAACUACAUUGUUCAAUGAAAACGAAAACUUUGAAAAGUGGAACCGGGACAAGGUUUCUCGUAAAGAUGAAAGUUUGAAGAAGAGCAGAGAGAAGCAUUCCAAAAUGAAGCGACAAUAUUGUAAUCUUCCUUGCGACUCGCUUGGUAAAGGCGAAUUUCUACCGACCCAGUGGUUAAUGAGUUGGCUAGGUAACGACGAGAAGUUAGGACCUAUUGACAAUUCCAUUUUACUAUGUGAGCAUGGCAAGCUAAACCCGGAGAAAUUUCGAGAGUACAAGCUCGUUUCUUCCAGCGUGGCUGAUGAGCUGUAUGAAGAGUAUUCCGGUGGCAAACGUCUGAAUGAAACCUCUCUCUGCUGGGAAUGCGUUACGACCAAAUGCCUUACGAGUCAACUUCGAUCGCAGCUUGACCACGAAAGCAAACUCAUAACAAAUUUGAUGAAAAACAAAAUUGAACCGGGCCAACCCAGUUUCUGGAUUGGUAAAGAGUCUUUACGCUCUUGGAAGAAAAUGGUCUUGGACAGAAGAAUAUCUUCCGAACGAGAGUCAGGGAAAGUGAAAACUUGCUCUGGAAAAGCUGUAACCAAUCAAUGUGAAAAUCUCUCCGAAGCACCUAGCAAGUCGAGAUAUAAGUUUGAGAGAAAGAGAAGUAACGGUCAGUGCAAUGGGGCUGGCUCGCUUGAAUUAGACAAGUAUUUCGACAAACAGCCUGAUCGAAGCGAAUGGCAAGCGGAAUUCGAGAAAACAUUAGAAUGGGAAAACCGACCAUCGUCAUCGUCUUCGGUUGGAGAAAUAGGAUUCAAUGAAGAUCUCCUGUGUCCUCACGAUAAAUUGACUGCUGAUGAAGGGCCACGCAGACUGAUCCCUGCGGCUGUUUGGGAAAUACUACAUCGUCAUUUUCCCGAUGCCGUAGAAUUCUCUUCGGCUGAAUCUCCUUGCGAAAAAUGCAUUAGAAUGGUGGAACAGGAAGGCCAAACCAAGGAAUCAAACAAACAGCUGGCGAUGCAACAAAAAGCCGUGCUUCAGGAUCUGUUUCGUUCUAAAAACAGGCCAGAUCCGUUUGCCGAAGGAAACAGCGAGAUUUACGUCAUCGACAAAGAAGUGAUCGACAAGUGGAGAGCUUUUGUCAGGGAUCCUUCUCGAAAAGAGCCAGUUACGUGUUUGUCCAACGCCCAGCUGCUGUGCCAUCACGAGGGACUGCUUCAUCGGCCAUCGCCAGACAUCGAAUCCGAGUCCAGGUUCGUUUAUUUAUGGCCCUACGAAUGGGACGCGCUGUCUAGAUUUGCCAAAGUAGACAGGAUCGUUCUUGUGCGCCGUAUCGUCCAUGAAGACGGCGCUGGCGUUUCUCUUAACACGGAACCAGCCGUGUGCGAGAGCUGCCUCGAGGAGCGGCUGGAGGAGGAGCGACGAUCGCAGCUGGUCUACAGCCGGGCGGCCAUCUACGUACGCCAAGUCGACAAGAUCGGUGCAUUAACCGACAUCCUUUUGGACGUACCUUCUACUUUAGCCUCUGCGUCUUCCACUGCCGAAGAUCCUGAUUUCCAGAUGGGAUCAGAGACGAAGAGGCCUCGACUAGACAGCCAAGCGUUGGCCGUGUCGUGCCCAUCACCUUCGCUAUCUCCGGCUGCUACAGGCCACCAGCAGGCCAGCAGGAGGAGUGCGCGUCAAAGACGAGGCCGUGGCGAGAAGGAGAUCACCGUCUCAUCCGAUCAGACUUUACUCGAUCUCAAGCGUGAAAUUAUGAAAAAGUUUCAAGUGGCGCCGUUCGACCAACAUUUGACAUGCAACGGACGUGACUUGAACGACAACCAAGCGACGUUGGCCUCCCUUCGUAUCUUUCCUGGCACCGUCAUCAUCCUGCAGGCGGACGAGCCGUCUGAAGAUCCGUCCCUCAUGGAAGACUAUGCACGAACGGCCCUUCCCGAGGAAGGAUUCAAAGGGACAGAGCUCCUCCGUAGCUGAAGUAUCCCCCCUUUUUUUCUUUUGUUGUUGUUGUUGUGAGGGUGGGGUUGGCUUCUGUUACGCAGUGAAAUCGUCAAGUGCCUCAACACAGAAAUUCGACUAGGGAUUAUCCCAAAUGGACUCGGCAAAACGAGUGGCUUUCUUAUACCAAUGUCUGUUAAAUCCUUGUUGUUAAACUGGUUCAUCAACUUUUGGAAAGAAAUAGCAAAAAAAAAUAAUAAAUAAUCAUGGGUUAUAAUUUUAGUUUUUGUUUGUUGUACGUUCUGCUCAAAACAAAAAUAAAAACUACAGGGAGCUAAUGCCCCCCAUUUAUCCUCCCUCGAAUUGCCCGCCAACAUCCGUUGAACAAAAAUGUGUGUUCCUUCAACAGAUUCUGUUUCUUACUUUUAUACCCAGCAGCUGAAUGUCAAGUAAUCAUUGAAUUUUUAAAUCCUUUUGCUAAUCUUGUUACCUACUCCCCUCACCUUCAAUUUUGUUAUGUGAUUGGAUCUCGAAAGCAAAAGUAAAGAAAGAAACCAUAGCGACACAAAACUGAAACAUAAUACUAAAUGAACACAAAAUUUGUAAAGAAAUA